Messenger RNA from Cryptococcus amylolentus CBS 6039, 3736 nucleotides. RefSeq lists its product as hypothetical. Gene Ontology annotation, molecular function: ATP binding; protein serine/threonine kinase activity. The transcript is spliced from 8 exons. Lineage: Eukaryota; Fungi; Basidiomycota; Tremellomycetes; Tremellales; Cryptococcaceae. Gene Ontology annotation, biological process: protein autophosphorylation; actin cortical patch assembly; actin filament organization. The record is from RefSeq and is a predicted model, not a curated record. The coding region runs from base 1 to 3627 and encodes 1208 amino acids. Gene Ontology annotation, cellular component: cytoplasm.
AUGUACCAGCGCGAGCCCCAACAAUCCCCCUAUGCCCACCCGAACAUCGCCCCCCCACAGCGCCAGCCAUACGCUCAGCAGUACUACCACCAGCCACAGCCACCCGCCAACUACCCCUACCCCCAACAGCAGCACUUCCAGCCGCCCCCACAGCGUCACAAGGGCACCCUCGCCCCGGGGCAGAUCGUCUCGGUGGGUGAUCACCAAGUACGCAUAGAGCGCUAUCUCUCAGAGGGCGGCUAUGCCCACGUAUACCUCACCACCUCGGAGCGGCCCAUAUACACUCCGAGCAAGAACCCUGACAAGAAGGGCAGAUGGGGCGAGAAGGGGUACACCCAGCAUUGUCUCAAGCGCAUAGCCUUCCAGGACGACCAUGUCUGGAUCGACGUCAAGAAGGAGAUUGAGGUCAUGAAAUCGCUGCCUCCCAAUCCCCAUCUCGUGCAGUAUCUCGGGCACUCGCAUGCCCGCCUGCAGACCGGAGGCCACGAGGUGUUUAUUCUGAUGGAGUUUUGUUCAGGUGGGGGUAUCAUUGACCUCUUGAACAAGCGACUACGUGACAGGUUGAAGGAGAUUGAGAUUCUCAAUAUAUUCACCGAUGUUUGCGAGGCCGUGGCUGCCAUGCAUGCCCUCAAGCGUCCACUGUUACAUCGAGACCUCAAAAUUGAGAACGUCCUCUCUCAACCCCUGUCUUCACCUCCGACUCCCCAACGCCCCACCCCUCUGAUGUUCAAGCUCUGUGAUUUCGGGUCCACGACAUUCCCAACUGAUCGGCCGCCCCAGACAAAACUGGAAGCGGACGCCUUGGCGAUGGAUCUGAACAAGAAUACCACCCUGCAGUAUAGGAGUCCAGAGAUGGUCGAGCCGAUGCUAGGGUUGCCAGUUGGGUUACCGAGUGAUGUAUGGGCGCUUGGGUGUCUCUUGUAUAAGCUCUGCUACUACACGACUCCCUUUGAGGAACAUGGGCCUCUGGCUAUUGUCAACGCAAAGUAUACGUUCCCUCCUGUCCCUCAGUAUUCUCCCCGCCUCCAGCACCUGAUCGCUUCCAUGUUGGUGGAACAGCCUGUCAGACGGCCGACAGUCUUUGAGGUGUUGCGUAUGUCUCAUGAUAUGAGCGGUACCAGGCCCGAAGUGGACUAUCCCAUGCCAUCGCGGUCCAUCCCUCAACAUGCCCCGCGGCCAACGAAACCCCACUCUUCAGCUUCAUCCAACAACCUCUUGGACAUGUCCGACUCUCCCUCUCGCAGGACGCCAGUCAUGCAGCCUUCCAUGGUCCCCAGCGUCCAGCCCCAGCGACGUGGCCGUCCCGCCCGGGAAGGUGGCGCGAAACCUACCACUCCCGGUGUUGCAUCGCCUCAACCAUCUCCCGGCUGGCAAUACACUCCCAAGAGUCAACAGCCCCAGCCGACGUCGAGUGCUGCUCUGGUCAAGCCCACGCCAAAGGUGCAGAUCACUGGGGACACUUUACAAUCGCUCUCGAGAACGGCGCCGUCGUCUGCUAUUGCAAAGUCGCCUUCACCCGUCGACGCGUUCGGGAUGCCGGCAUUGGCAUCGCAAAAGACGACGAGCUCUGGCUUUGGGGAUGCGUUUGGUGUACCGCCUUCUGGUGUGAGGGGUAUGCAGACUGGGGCGAGCACGAAUUCGGCAAGGUUUGGACAGGGAGUGCCGUCCAAGAAACCUUCGGGAUUCAGCGACUCGUUUUCCAACACGUCCAACUUUUCUCAUUCCUCGUCCAUGUCUUCCCGGCCUGGCGUGUCGCGGCUUCCUUCCGGUCCUAGACCACCCUCUGCUGCGUCUACAGCUUCCACAAAGACCACCAGGCAGCAGCUCACUUCCUCGCCGUCCUCCAUGCUUUCGCGCCAACAGACGAACCAAUCGUCUAGUCAGCCAUCUUCUAUACCCGAAGGAGACUUGUCUUUCGAGUCUCGUUAUCCGAGCGUUGAGACGCUGGACAGCGAAGACGGUUUUACCCCGCCCGUUUCAGGCGCAGAACGUCUAAUCUCCCCUAUGGUAUCUCCUCCCUCCGCCGUACCUACCGGCGCUAGCUCCAGCACGACCUCAUCCAACCUCACCCAGUCCAACAACUCCAACACCGCCCGUCCCCCCCAACCCCGUCUCUUCACCCGUCCCUCACUCAUGGGCAACCUCACAGGCGGCGACCUCAAAUCCCCACCUCUCUCUGAAAACAGACAAGGUCUAUCAAAGGGCCAGCAAGCGAGGUCGACGCAUGUGACGGGCACGGCGUUCAGGGAUCAAAAGUCGCCUGCACCCACGCAGCCUGCGAACCAGGCGCCGCAGGGGGCCGAGGUUGAUUACUUUGGGCCGUUGGAGUCGGAUGAUGAGAAGGAGCCGAUUGUUGAGAGGAAGGAGUCGGUUGCUGAAAAGGCAGAGACGCCGGAGAAGGAGAUCGAGGUCAGGCCGAAGAAUUUGAUGGAUGACGAAGAUCCUUCUCUCCUCCAGGUCCCUCUUUUACCAGGCCGCUCCACCUCGCCCGCAUCCGCUUCGGGCCAAUCGUCUCCCGGCAAACCUACCUCCUUGAAGCUCGAUGCUGCGGGUGCAGCAGCUCAAGCGACAGGCAGGUCCAAUAUCAUGAGCGAAGAAUGGUCGCCCCUCGAAGAUAUGCGCCGUAAAGACGCCGAGGAGCGGACUCGGGCGAGGGAAAGGGCAGAAAAGGAAAAGAGGGAUGCCGAUGCGGGUCGAGUCACCGAGAGGACGAGGUCGGAUGAUCCUGAAGUGGACUCGAGCGAAGAUGAUGAAGGGCCUGAAGAGCCUAAUCGGUUCAAUCGCCAGCCGCCGCCUGCUAAAUCCCUUGUUGAGCCGCCCCGGCCAUCUACCCAGCGCGUCCCUUCGGGAGACAGGACGAGACCCCAGUCCAUGUUCCUUCCUUCUUCGACAAAUUCGUACUCGCGUCCUUUGGCGAGAUCACCCGGGGCUGGAUCGCCGUCAUUCGCUUCUCCUCCCAACACUUCUGUAUCCCAACCUAGUGCUGGCGCUACGGGUGGAUCAGGACUUGGUAGGAAAGGUUCCAUCAACGGGAUCGUUUCGAGGUACGAAGGCUUGACAGUGAGCGGAAAUACUACCGCCAGAGACAGCAGCAGGCGACCGGUGAGCCAAUAUGGUGCACCUCCUGCCGAUACUCGUCCAAACACGAAUGGUCUUUCUCGAAAACCAUCUGUCGCUAGCAAACCCAUGGCUCUCAGAAAGUCCACCGCCGAGAUCAGGCAAUCCCAACCUUCGACAUCCCCUACCAAACCCUCGCAGGUGUCUCCGACUAGCCCUGUGAAACCGAAAACGGCAACGCAGGCCAAGCCUGUCGCUGAAAAUAACAACUACUCUGGAAGUACAUAUGUACGUCCGGGGAUGACGAGGCCGGUGGUGAAACCCAAGCCUACUCUCAAUACCACACUGGGUCAAUCCAAGAAGCCAGCUUCCCCAAUUGUGCGAGCACAGCCCCCGCGCGAGCAGCAGAGUGGAGGCCGAGCGGAUGAUAGGCUCGAGAAAAGCAGCUCGGGGUCGCAGUCGCCUGAAAAGCAGCAGCCGGUCAAUGCCCUCAUUCAGAGGUGGAACAAGGGGGAGGUGAACAAUUCAUCAGCGAAUAUUCCAAAAGUGAACCGAGGAGGGUAUAUAUAAGGACAUUAAUGAACAAAUCAACGUUGAAGAAGGAAAAUUGUCUUGUCAAAGCUUGAUUAUACUGUAACGUACGUAACUGCAUAGAACGAUUUUGAUGCAUAGGUUCUUG